AUGGGGGCCAGCUCCCACGCGGGUAGCCGGAACAUUCUCUACCUUGGCAGCGAUCAGCACCGCCACCUGUAUGCCUCUGGCUGCCCGUGGACACCUACGCAGUCGGCGCUGAUUCCGCUGAUCCUGCUUCGCAGUAUUCGUCUGAGCGUUCAGGAGACUGUGAGCCGCACCGCGCAAGCGCAGCUGCGCUCUCCUGCGCAGCGCCUGACCUACCACUACACGGGGUGGAACUUCGACACUGGACUUGUGAUCGUGCCUGGGUGCAAUCUGUACAUGCUGCGGAAGUCGCUGCCUGGCUUUGUGCCUGGGAAGAGCACUUUGGCGCACCACAUCACCAUGACAGAGCAGGAAGAGUUCCACCUGCCGAUAGGAGGGGCGGAGGGCCGCUUGCGGGACGGCAGUGUUGCUGUGCCGGUGCCGGGGCACGGCAAUGACGCAGCACGCGGCUCCCGCCACAACUCCAGGGUACCGGAGGGCAGUGCUGCUGCGGCGAAGCGGGAGGCGCGUAUAAAGAAGUGUGAAGAGAAGCUCAUCAUGAAGCGGCGGAACAUCAACACAGACCUCAACCUCAGCGACGAGCGCACGUGCGUCGCCCUCUGCUUGGAGGAGGCAUGUGCCCUUGUCCUUCCCACGUGUUUCUUUGUGUGUGUGCUACAGAAGAUGUCAGGGGAGGCGGAAAAUACUGAGUCUAUUUUACCUCUGCGGGCGCUGGGAACGGGACUCUACGGCCCCGAGUCGAGCGAGUGGAACUUAAUGUCAUCUAUUUUACGCAAGCACUUGGAAGAGUAA
Molecule: messenger RNA, 789 nt
Organism: Leishmania braziliensis MHOM/BR/75/M2904
Lineage: Eukaryota; Euglenozoa; Kinetoplastea; Trypanosomatida; Trypanosomatidae
Product: putative sodium stibogluconate resistance protein
Exons: 1
Coding region: 1-789 (262 amino acids)
Source: RefSeq, a predicted model, not a curated record